Molecule: messenger RNA, 2113 nt
Organism: Medicago truncatula (barrel medic)
Lineage: Eukaryota; Viridiplantae; Streptophyta; Magnoliopsida; Fabales; Fabaceae
Product: lecithin-cholesterol acyltransferase-like 4
Exons: 11
Coding region: 204-1820 (538 amino acids)
Biological process (GO): lipid metabolic process
Source: RefSeq, a predicted model, not a curated record
AAUAAAACAAGUAAAUGAAACGAGCGAAAUUUACGUUGAAAGAACGACAGAAUUGGCAAUCACGCAAGCUCAAGUCUUAUCCAUUUCCGCUAUCAUCUUCUUCCUUCCUUCCUUCCUGGCGUACUCAACAACACGUCCCCAAAUUCAAACCCUAAUUCCCAAUUCAAACAUAAAUUCAUAGUAAUUAGGGUUUCCAUUUGUCGAUGACGAUGUUGUUGGAGGACGUCCUUCGAUCCGUCGAGCUAUGGUUGCGUCUCAUUAAGAAACCCCAACCUCAAGCCUACGUUAACCCCAAUCUCGACCCUGUUUUGUUGGUUCCUGGCGUUGGUGGCUCAAUCCUUAACGCCGUGAAUGAAAGCGAUGGUAGCCAGGAACGUGUUUGGGUUCGUUUUCUCUCCGCUGAGUAUAAGUUGAAAACUAAGCUUUGGUCACGUUAUGAUCCUUCUACUGGAAAAACUGUAACACUGGAUCAAAAAUCAAGAAUUGUGGUUCCUGAAGAUAGGCAUGGACUCCAUGCAAUUGAUGUUUUAGAUCCUGAUUUGGUAAUUGGAAGUGAGGCUGUAUAUUAUUUCCACGAUAUGAUAGUUCAAAUGCAGAAAUGGGGGUAUCAAGAGGGAAAGACACUUUUUGGCUUUGGGUAUGAUUUUCGUCAAAGCAAUAGGUUGCAGGAAACAAUGGAUCGGUUUGCUGAAAAAUUAGAAUUAAUUUAUAAUGCUGCUGGAGGGAAAAAGAUAGACCUCAUAAGUCAUUCUAUGGGUGGUCUUUUGGUGAAAUGUUUCAUGACCCUGCAUAGUGAUAUAUUUGAGAAAUAUGUUAAGAAUUGGAUUGCAAUUUGUGCACCAUUCCAGGGUGCACCUGGAUGUACCAAUUCUACCUUUUUAAAUGGAAUGUCCUUUGUGGAAGGAUGGGAGCAAAACUUUUUUAUUUCCAAAUGGAGCAUGCACCAGUUGCUGAUUGAAUGUCCAUCAAUAUAUGAACUGAUGGCUUGUCCUAAUUUUCAUUGGAAACACGUUCCUCUUCUGGAAUUGUGGCGUGAGAGACUUCAUGAGGAUGGGAAAUCUCAUGUUAUUCUGGAGUCAUAUCCGCCACGUGAUAGCAUUGAGAUUUUCAAGCAAGCUCUUGUUAACAACAAAGUUAAUCAUGAAGGGGAGGAAUUGCCUCUGCCCUUCAACUCGCAUAUUUUUGAAUGGGCAAACAAAACAAGGGAGAUCCUAUCUUCUGCCAAACUUCCGUCGGGUGUUAAAUUUUACAAUAUUUAUGGGACCAAUCUUGCGACGCCUCAUAGUAUUUGCUAUGGAAAUGCGGACAAGCCUGUCUCAGAUCUGCAAGAGUUACGGUAUUUGCAGGCCAGAUAUGUGUGCGUUGAUGGUGAUGGAACAGUUCCAGUAGAGUCCGCUAAGGCUGAUGGGUUCAAUGCGGAGGAGAGGGUUGGAAUACCAGGUGAACAUCGGGGUAUACUUUGUGAGCCUCAUCUAUUCAGGAUUCUCAAGCACUGGCUGAAGGCAGGAGACCCUGAUCCCUUUUACAAUCCUCUCAAUGAUUAUGUGAUUCUACCUACUGCUUUUGAAAUGGAGAGACAUAAAGAGAAGGGUCUAGAAGUAGCAUCCCUGAAAGAGGAAUGGGAAAUCAUUUCCAAAGACCAAGAUGGCCAAAGCAAUACCGGUGAUAAUAAAAUGACUUUGAGCUCGAUAUCAGUUUCUCAAGAAGGAGCCAAUAAAUCCCAUUCUGAGGCUCAUGCUACUGUCUUUGUUCACACCGACAAUGACGGUAAGCAGCACAUUGAACUGAAUGCCGUAGCUGUUUCAGUUGAUGCAUUAUGAAUCAUUUUGUUGAAGUGUGAGUGAAUAUGGUGGGGAUACUUGUUGUAUAUUUGAUUGUGGGUGACAUCUCUGUGUAUAUAUAUAAGGACAUUCACACGAUGCUGCGCCGCCAUAUUCCUCCAUGUUCUAUGUUGUAUAAUAUGAUGUCAGUUGUGAUAAAAUAAUACCAUCUCUGACAUUCUUAUUUAUCCGACUUUGUAAAGAGUGUGGCGUGCUGUUAAUAUUUGUACCAGCUAUGUACAAAGUUCAUUUGAAAAAUUACUAUUUUUUAGCCUCGCAACUUUUAACGUUAA